GUCCAGGGCGGCGUGUGGCUGCUCAGUCCACGCCUCUGCGACGCACUCAUGGCCAUGGACGUCCUGCUGUGCACCGCCUCCAUCUUCAACCUGUGCGCCAUCAGCGUGGACAGGUUCGUGGCCGUGGCCGUGCCGCUGCGCUACCACCGCCUGGGACGGCGCCAGCUGCUGCUCAUCGCAGCCACGUGGCUGCUCGCGGCGGCCGUGGCGGCGCCCGUGCUGUGCGGCCUCAACGACGUGCGCGGCCGGGACCCCGCGGUGUGCCGCCUGGAGGACCGCGACUACGUGGUCUACUCGUCCGUGUGCUCCUUCUUCCUGCCCUGCCCGCUCAUGCUGCUGCUCUACUGGGCCACCUUCCGAGGCCUGCGCCGCUGGGGCGCCGCCCGGCGCGCCAAGCUGCACGGCCGCGCGCCCCGCCGGCCCAGCGGCCCCGGGCCCCCGCAGGACCCCCGCGCCCCCGACGGCGCGCCCCAGCCGGGCCUCCCCGAGAGCCCGUCCCCCGAGCCGGGCCUCCCCGAGAGCCCCUGCUGCCCCGAAGAUCCGGCUCCCGACGCCGACCCCGAGGCGGCGCUCCCCCAUGAGUCCCGGACGCCUUCCUGGCGGAGGACGCGCCCCAAGAUCACGAGCCGAGAGCGCAAGGCCAUGAGAGUCCUGCCAGUGGUCGUCGGCGUCUUCCUGGUGUGCUGGACGCCCUUCUUCGUGGUGCACAUCACGCGGGCGCUGUGUCUCUGCUCCGUGCCUCCGCGGCUGGUCAGCGCAGUCACCUGGCUGGGCUACGUCAACAGCGCCCUCAACCCGUGAUUUACACCGUCCUUCAACGCCGAGUUCCGCAAUGUCUUCCGAAAGGCCCUGCGCCUCUGCUGCUGA
Messenger RNA from Dipodomys spectabilis (banner-tailed kangaroo rat), 867 nucleotides. RefSeq names its product dopamine receptor D4 (gene Drd4). Lineage: Eukaryota; Metazoa; Chordata; Mammalia; Rodentia; Heteromyidae. Gene Ontology annotation, cellular component: plasma membrane. Gene Ontology annotation, biological process: adenylate cyclase-activating adrenergic receptor signaling pathway; adenylate cyclase-inhibiting dopamine receptor signaling pathway. The record is from RefSeq and is a predicted model, not a curated record. Gene Ontology annotation, molecular function: G protein-coupled receptor activity; dopamine neurotransmitter receptor activity, coupled via Gi/Go.